AUGUGCACUGCGCACCGAUUCAAUGCUGGCUUUAUGACAACUAUGCUCAAUACAGAUGUGGUGUCAUUCAUCAUCCUGCUGACGUACCAACUAUUAGGUUCGCUGACUCUCAUGAACAUGCUGACUGGUGUGAUGGUGGAUGUGGUUGGAACCACUGCUCAACUUGAGCAGGAGGAGCAGAGCCUUAAAACUCUCAAAAGAGAUAUUGCCGAUGUAGUGAACCUUACAGAUGAGAAUCACGACCGCACCGUGACUGCCGUGGAGUUCACACAUAUGACGCUUGGUCUCACAAGAGAUGGAAUCGAGUAUGAAGGUGGUGUGAACGUGCUGGCACUGGUGGACUAUGCAGACUUUGUUUUCCGUGACACCUCUGAGCUAUCCUUGGAAGAAUUCAUAGAGACGGUGUUGCAGUUCCGUGGUCAGAGCCCAGCUACAGUCAAGGAUGUGGUUGAUCUUCGGGUCUUUGUGUCCAAGGACAAAGCACAAUGCCAUAGACCUGGUACCGUCCAAGAAAAUUUGAGCAGGUUCACUUAUAGUAUGACUUUGUGUUACCUAAGUAGGCCGCCAUGGUCUGUGUGUGUGUGUAUGUGUGCGCGAAGACAAUGCCGGCACAGAGUGGAUCAAGGAGCUGGCCAGAUUGGAAAAGGAUGUCGCCACUGUAAAGCAUUGAGGGAAAAGAAGCUGGUCGUGCCGCGGCCUUCAGUGAAGGCUUGAAGCCGUAGAAUACCAUGAUGGUUUAAUUUGUUGAAACAGGGACGCGCUUUGUCUUGAGACAAGUGCUGCAAAUUUUCAAGGCCUUUCUGGUUGGCAGGCAGUUGUCGCAUAGCGGGGCACUUGUGCGACUUGAGCGGGACAGCCCUCGCUAGACCCUGCCACCACACCAGCUCCGAGGGCACUGGACCUGUGACGAUAUGAUCAUUGCUAUUUGAGGUU
Durusdinium trenchii is the source of this 933-nucleotide messenger RNA. NCBI's taxonomy places the organism in Eukaryota, Dinophyceae, Suessiales, Symbiodiniaceae. The record is from the annotation of a GenBank genome assembly.